This is a messenger RNA of Asparagus officinalis (garden asparagus), 1429 nucleotides long. Its product is annotated as myb family transcription factor EFM-like. The record is from RefSeq and is a predicted model, not a curated record. Bases 158 to 1219 code for a protein of 353 amino acids. Gene Ontology annotation, molecular function: DNA binding; DNA-binding transcription factor activity. The transcript has 5 exons. NCBI's taxonomy places the organism in Eukaryota, Viridiplantae, Streptophyta, Magnoliopsida, Asparagales, Asparagaceae. Gene Ontology annotation, biological process: regulation of DNA-templated transcription.
CCGAUUCUUUCUCUCUCUAGUUUCUCUCUCUAGAUUUAAGUUUAUUCCCCCCUCUCUCUCUUGUUAGCUCAAAGAUCCCUUAGUCUCUUUCCCCUUUUAUUUCUGCCCCUUUACCUCGGAAAAUUUCCCUCAUUUUCAAUCUGAAGCUGUCGUCUCCAUGGAUUACCUCAAAGCCCUUGAAGAAGAGAGGAAAAAGAUUUUAGUUUUUGAGAGGGAGCUUCCUCUUAGCCUGCAACUUGUCACCCAAGCGAUUGAGAACUGCAAGAAGAAGAAUGAUGAGGUGGUGGGGAGAGGCGAGGAGAUUGCUAGUGAAGGGCCGAUCUUGGAGGAGUUUAUUCCCUUGAGGCCGAGUUGUUCGUCGUCGGAUGAAGAGAACAACCAUAAAAAUAGCGGGAAUAGUGGUGGGUCUGAUAAGAAGCCGGACUGGAUGAGAUCUGUCCAGCUCUGGAACCAGCAACCCGAGCCUAAAGGAGAUGUAGUCAUGAGGCCGAUUGCUGUAAAUGCGAAGAGGAUAGGAGGAGCAUUUCAUCCUUUUGAGAAGGAGAAGGUUGUCGUUAAGACUCCGGUGGUGGCUGCAGCUCCCGCGAGCUCGACUACUGAGAAUACCAGUGGAGGAAAUGGUGGAAGUGGCGGAAGUGGUGGGUCCGGCUCCGGGGAGGAGAGGGAGAGGGAGAAGGAAAAGGAAGGGACUUCGCAGAGAAAGGCGAGGAGGUGUUGGUCCCCGGAGCUUCAUCGGAGGUUCUUGAAUGCCCUGCAACAGCUCGGAGGAUCUCAUGUUGCGACGCCGAAGCAGAUCAGGGAGCUGAUGAAGAUUGAUGGACUCACCAAUGAUGAAGUGAAGAGCCAUUUGCAGAAAUACCGGCUUCACACAAGAAGGCCCACAGCCUCAGCAGUCCAGAACAGCACCAACAGCAGCCCUCAGCAGCCUCAGAUUGUGUUGGUCGGCGGCAUUUGGAUGCCACCGCCCCAAUACAAUGCCACACAAAAUGCUCCAUUAAACACAGUAUUCGCUCCAGUUGCAUCCCAUCCCUCGCAACAACCGAUGCAUCAAAGCAAACAAAAAAACAACAGAUCUCCUACCAGUCCUCUAAACUCCAAAGAGAGAUGUGAAGGAGAUGAUAACAGCGAAGAUGCUGAGCAGACGAACUCAGAUUCAUCUGCCACUUCAUCUUCCUCUCGAACAACUACUGCAUCGGCUCCCCUUGUCAGAGUUUGUUAAUAGAGAUGAUUCCAGAUUAGUUUCGUUCCCUCUUUUUGUAAAGAGAAGCGACAUAAAUAUAUGCGUAUGUAUACAGACUUCUCUGAGUGUGAGAACAACUGUUAGCCUGUGUCUUCAUGUUGUUUAGUAAAUUUCAUACAUUAAAAGUUCAUAUAUGUAUUUGUGAUGGAUCCGCAAAGUUGUUAUAAAAGAUGCAAGUUUUUAAGUUCC